Penicillium canariense is the source of this 3672-nucleotide messenger RNA. RefSeq names its product Pfs domain protein. The record is from RefSeq and is a predicted model, not a curated record. Gene Ontology annotation, molecular function: catalytic activity. Gene Ontology annotation, biological process: nucleoside metabolic process. The coding region runs from base 1 to 3672 and encodes 1223 amino acids. NCBI's taxonomy places the organism in Eukaryota, Fungi, Ascomycota, Eurotiomycetes, Eurotiales, Aspergillaceae. The transcript has 4 exons.
AUGCAGCUCUGGUUGCAGCAUAAUGAGGACUCCGAGGGUGAUGAUACCUUAGCCCCAAUCUUUGGAGACGACGAGGCGGACCUUGCCGGCCUUUUUACCAUGCCGCCUCCAGAAAUUAACACAGAUGAAGACGUUGAUCCCGUGAUGCCAGGAUUACAGAAGUACCGCGAGUGCAUUCUCGGAAACCCAGCAUAUGACUGGCUCCUUGGUGAUAUCCAGAGGCAUUGUCUUCUCAUUCCAUCACGCCCCGAUGUGAUGGCAGAAAUUCGCCGAACCAUUCUGCAAGGCUUGCCUUCACAGCUUCGUUUCAGCAGACGAGAAUUGGUCCCUUCCUAUAAAAUGACAUACACGGUGGAGUGGGACCUGGUUUCAUUUUUGCAGGACCAGGAGUACAGCGAAGAAAAUUCCAAAGCACUACCGUUGGUCAUCACUCUCACGGGCUCUCGGGAAGCAGCCCAGGCACUCACAUGUUCACAAUAUCUGCAUCAGACAUGGCCAUCAUCUGCGGGAGUGAUUCUCGAGUUACUUCAGACCCUGCUAGAUUAUGAAAACAGAAUUGGAGCCUUAGGUGAACUCCCUGAUGACAUGAGAAUUGUUACCUGGAUUCCGUCGUUUCAGUACUCGAAGAAUCCCAAGCUUGUUCAGACCCUGCUAGAAACUGAACCCAUAAUUAAAGUCUUAGGUGAAUUCCCUGAUGGAACAAAGAUCGUUGUUUGGUUUCAGUCGUCUGAGCACUCGAAGAACCGCAAGGUUGAGGUUGAAGUAAUGGGUUCCGCCUAUACAAUCGCGGAAAUUGGGGAGCAGCUCUCCUGGCUGGGAUCCGCCCUUCGAUCUUCAUCCUGUCCAGAUCACACAGCAUACUGUCAGCCCCAUGUUGAGGGAUUCAAGGUCAUUCAGGAUAAAAGGCAAGGUGCAGAGCGACAAUACGCUGCAGAGUUAAGUGCAGAUAUCUCGUUUACGAUCAACGACAAGGCAUUUCCUUCCAAGAUGAAUGGGGAGUGCUGGCACAAUCUCUUCCGGAGUGCUGUUGUUGUCGAAGGCUACCCAAUAUCCCGACGACCUGAAGUUGGUGCUGUAAGUGGCCUUGAAAUCCCCCUUCAGAUGAUGGCUCGUCUUGCACGGGCGAACUAUGUGAAUACCUUCCUGGGCGGACCAGUCAUCAAAGGCUUCUCUGCUAUGUUAGUUCCCACCGAAAAUCACCAGGAGGUUAUUAUCUGGCAUUUGGUACACAACAAAAAUGGCGAUCGAAUUUCAUACCUCGAUAGCCCGGUGGUCCCUGCGGAUGGAGUGACAGCUGGGCGGUUUUCACAGACACGUCACAUCCUAGGAUGGUGUUCGGAUGCCAAAUACCUCGCCGGGACGCGAGAAGCCAAAUAUGAAGAAGUAUCAGGUUCCCGGCUUCCCCGGCCACGCGAGGAUGGGCUCCUUAGCCAGGCUUUCAUUUCCAGCGGACAGAUAAUUACAGGCGGCGUGUCUUUCUUGGUCGGAUACAAAGACAGGCCUUUCCAUGUGUCUCGGGGUGGAUACCUCAGAAAGCUUAAGUGGAUCAUCCAGAAGUCUGUGGUCCUAUGGGACGAAGAAGCAAAGCGCGGAUGGCUGUUGAAUGGAGCAAGCGCUCUCCUGCAUCUUGUGCGUGCCUCCAUAGUGCAUGACAGUACGGGCCCUCUCAGUUCAGCGUGUGUGUUCAAAUGGGAGAACCUGAAGGAACCACCAGGCGAUUCAAGAAGCACCCCCGGGUCCGCUGUUGCAGUGCUUUUGAACGAGACUAACCGAGCCUUAACGAUCUAUCCGGGCAAAGAUGACCAGGUGCAGUUUGAAGAUCGAGUGGAGCACUUCUUGAACAUCCUGGAGCAAAUCUUUGAUUAUCAAGUACAUAGUGUCGGGCCAGAUGGCAGCGGAUACAGUUCCAAGUGUAUUCCCCGCGCACAUUUCGAAGGCUGGGAUUUUCACGAUCUUGCCACUGAAUCAGACCCGCUACACCCCCGAUUAGCGACCUUCGCAUCGAAGGGAAAGACUUGGGUUGACUUUACGCGCUCAAUCCAUGCAAUCAAUCUUCUGGGCCGUGGAUUUGGGGCCCUUCUGGAGCCAUCUGGCGUUACAUGUCCUCACUGGGCCUCGCUUCCCAAAGGUCAAUACUAUCUGGCUGCUGGAAUUGCAGAUUUGAAGAUGGUUCUCGAAUAUACUGGUGAUUUGACAACAAACCCGAUACGGUUGAGCGAAAACCUCGCGUGGCACAACUCAGCUACGGUCCUCGAGUCCUGUGGCUGCGACGAUGCUGCCGCAGAUCACGCCGACAUGGUCCAGGUGAUACUACCGGCUACCCUGUCAAGUAGUCCAGAGAAAUAUAGUGAUGCUAUAAGUCUGGCUCCUGAUGGGGCAGUGGUCUUUGGAUAUAAUCGAAACUGCCAGUGGCGAUGGGGCGAUGCUGGGGACCCUGAAAGGCACGACAUCAUGGCUAAUGAAACAUACCCCCUUUCCCCAAACGAUGAGACUGGACAUGGCAGCAGCAAUGCACUCUCAGUUGGGUCCGAGAGUGAUUCCCUCCGACUGUCGAGCACCCAGGUCACUUCGAUGUCGACGGAAGACACCAUUGAAAGUACCUCUGCUGACAAUGAGUCGGCACGACCCAAGCCACUGGUCCGAUCGUACACGAGAUGGAACUUGGAAUCUCUCAGGCCCGAGGAUUACACUGUCGGUAUUGUGUGCGCGUUACCGCUGGAGCUCCUGGCUGUUCGCGCUUUAUUCGACCAAACCCAUCCUGAUCUCUGCCUCUCGGCUGCGGAUUCGAACCACUAUGCGCUAGGUAGUAUAGGGCGACACAAGGUCGUCGCUGCUUGUCUUCCAGAUGGUGAAUAUGGCACAAACUCUGCAGCGGAUGUCGCGUCCAACUUGAGAAGGAGCUUUCACCACGUCAAAUUCUGUUUGAUGGUGGGCAUCGGCGGUGGUGUUCCAUCAUCCAGAAAUGAUAUCCGCCUAGGCGACGUCGUGGUGAGCAAGCCGAUUGGCGCGAGCCCCGGCGUUAUUCAGUACGACAUGGGCAAGGCUCUCGAAAACGGUGUUUUUGAGCCAUGUGGAUUUCUCCAGCCUCCUCCACGACUAGUAAUGACUGCACUCAGCAGCCUGAAGUCUGACCCCCAUCUACCCGACGCCCCGCUCCAAGAAUACAUCAGAGAGAUCGCAGCGUGCAGGAAGGAGUAUCGGUAUCCAGGGCCAGAGAAUGAUCGCUUAUUUUCUAGCGUGUACACGCACAACUCCCACCACGCUACGUGUGAUCCUUGCAGUGUUGCCCAUGUCACGACGCGGCCAAGUCGGUCGAAUCAGCACCCGCAGAUACACUAUGGACUGAUUGCAUCAGGUAAUCGAGUCAUGAAAGAUGCCAAAUUGCGCGACAGGUGGAGCGUGGAGAGAAAUGUGCUUUGUUUCGAGAUGGAAGCAGCCGGCAUCAUGAACACCUUGCCUUGUCUGGUUAUCAGAGGGAUAUGCGACUACUCGGACAGUCACAAGAACAAACAGUUUCAGGAAUAUGCGGCGGCAACGGCUGCUUCAUAUGCGAAACUGUUGCUGUCUUACAUGAAGGAUAGCAAUGACUUAGAAGGGAUAGCGUUACGUUCAACUAAGGAUGACCAGAGCCUGCUGGGUGUUCUCCGACGGGCCCUAGCAUUCAUUGGUUAA